This is a messenger RNA of Corticium candelabrum, 945 nucleotides long. RefSeq lists its product as uncharacterized. Gene Ontology annotation, biological process: proteolysis. Gene Ontology annotation, molecular function: serine-type endopeptidase activity. The record is from RefSeq and is a predicted model, not a curated record. The transcript has a single exon. The coding region runs from base 133 to 738 and encodes 201 amino acids. NCBI's taxonomy places the organism in Eukaryota, Metazoa, Porifera, Homoscleromorpha, Homosclerophorida, Plakinidae.
AAAGUAAACAAACCGACUGUCAGCUCUUUUACAACAAAUGCCAUAACUAACAAAGCAACAUCCAAGCCAAUUUCUUGUAGACCUGUUGCUUCUGCUCAAAGCAAGACACAUGAUUCUGUCAACUGCACGGAGAUGCCAUGGUAUGCCUUCAUUUGGGAUCGUCAAGUUUGCCAGACAAUGUGCGAUGCUGUUGUAAUUCAUGACUCCUGGCUUCUGACGUCGGCUCGCUGUGUUAGUCAGUACACACGCACACCAAGACGUCUGGUAAUCAGCUUGGGAGUCAGCAAUGCUCGACAGAUGAAGAAGUCCUCUAGAGCAAAAUCCGUUGUUUUACAUCCACAGUGGCAGCCUAUGUCUAACGGGCAAGGUGUGGCAUACGACAUGGCACUGGUGAAGAUGAAGAAAUCUAAUCACAAUAAUAAAAAAUGUCUUACUGAACCAAUACAAUUGGCGUCUUCUAGUGACACCGUUACAGACCAUCACUGCUUGGGAUUCACAACUGAUGUCCAUACCGAAUAUGUAAAGAAACUAAUGUUGAAUGCGCCAAAUGCCAAAGUAGUAGAUACAGAUCAUACAGAAGCCAAUUGGGCGGCAACUGCAUGUAGAGUCCAAAAUGGUCAAUGGCGAUUGUUCCAAGUCCUUAGUGGUGAAUUCACGGACCCUACAAAUAUCUACAAUAACAAGAACGUCACUGACUGGAUAACUAACAAUAUCAACGAGACUCAUAGCAUUGCCUGAACAUAAACAAGUUUACAACGAGUAAGUGUAUCUGCAUGCGAAAUAUCUGCAUGCGAAGAACAGAAACAUAAAAAUGUAAUAAUUUUAAACAAACUGCAAUUUGUUUAUAGUUUAACGCAAUAGCUGUCAAGUAGUAUUUUCGAGGUAUCUUUGUAGUAAUCAAGUAUGCAGUUGAAAUUGAUAAUAAAAAAAAGAUUACAAUUCUUA